GAGUUUACGUUCUUCUGGUUCAGAUCUGCACGUUGUCCAACCCCUUCACUCUGCAGGGUUCAAUGUGUAAGUCAAAGCCUCUGAGCUUGUCCUCCCUCUCGUUGUGAGGUCGUCUCUGUCCCGCAUCCCCGUGAGCUUUUUGACGCCGUGCAGGUAGUGGCCGUCCGCGCGCUUUCGCCCUGCCCUCUGCCUUCCGCCCGCGGACCCGGCCCGCUGCGCCCUUCCCUGACUCGCGACCCCUGCCUCGGCCCAGCCGCGGUGUGCCUUCGUCACUCGGAAGGUGGCUGGCUGCACGGCGUUCGCCGCCCUCAGGCAGAGCGGAAGCGGAGAAGAGGAGGAAGGAGACCCGUGUGGAGUUUUCGGGCCGGGCCGUCACCACCGUUGACCUGUCAGCUUCCGGAGUGACGAGCAAAGCUUUGAGAGCGCAGUCUCAGCAGGUUUUAGCCUUUAGCAGGUUUGCUGGUUCCGGCUGCCACGUUCAGAGGUCUCCUGGAUGAAAUUCCUUGAUUCUUGAAUGAUGGAUCCAAGGCUGGAUUUCUGAUGUACUCAGCAUCUGGAGGUGGUGGUCAUCUGGAGAUCUGGUUGAGUGGAGCAUCGUGGGCAGGAAGGUCCGGUUAAGCCACUGUUGGCAAGGUUGGCGUUGCAAGUCCUCGGAGGGGACUGAGAAAAUUCUCCCAGGGGGCGCCCUUCCCCCCAGCGGAGUCGGAAGGCCAGCCUCACUCCAGAGGAACUCUUCAAUAAAGACAGAUCUUUCCCACUGCCCUGUCCAACCUUUUCAAAAUUCAGUUUCACCAAGCUGUCACUCAACUUAGACCUCUUCAGGGUAAUUUAACGGAGUCACUACCCUAUUUAAGCCUCAGUGUACACACCUGAAACAUGGAGUGAAUGAGGAAUUCCAAGUUUAACCAAAUGAGAUCCUUGAAAUGAUUUUCAAAAUUGGGUAUGUUUGCAGUGGCAAUUUUUUGAGAGAAGGUGCCCAAUUAGAAUCUGAAAUGAUUCUCAGCCCUCCAGAAAUGCUGACCAUUAAGAAAGAGGCAGAGCCAUAAGCUCCAAAACAAAAAAAAAGUUGCCUCCCUUAAGACCUCCCUCUUUCUCCUUUCUCUUCCUCUCUCUCCCUCCCUCCCUCCUGCCUCUUUCUGAAUCAGGAGUGAGUUUUAAAUUUUAUUGUGUCUUCUGGCAUUAAAUCUUUUUGUGGUUCCCCUGACCCUCCAAAAAAAAAUCUAAAUUCAGUAUAGCAAUAGCAGGAAUUCUGGAGCUGGGAUGGCUCUUCAGAGUUGUUCCUAAUUGAAGGAAGAGACAAGCUUUUCUGUUCUACGUUGAUAGUCACUCGAUGCUGGCUACAUAGCUGCAGGCCAUGAACUUAGAGGAAGCAGUUCCUUUGGCCGAAUACCCAGUGCACAGAAUACAGUGGAACCCAGACGUGUGCAUAUUUCUGAAAGGGGAAGGGUGUUUGGACUAUGAGUGAAAAAAAUCUCACUCAUUUAUCAUUGUAUGUAAGUUUAUUGUCCCUCAGUCCCUCUUACAGUGGGCAGCAGAUGGCCAUCUUUUCCCCAUACUUGGUUUCUCCAUCUGUGUGAAAAAUCCAUUUGCUUUAAUUUUUUUAUCUCUUCCCUGAUCAUUUCAAAGUUUCCCCUGCUGGUGUCUCCUGAACCCUGUUCUCUGAGUAUGACAGUGUCCCCUGCUUUAGCUUUGAACCUCUUCUUGACAAUACCCACAGCCUUACUUAUCACCUACUCUAUGGCUUUGACACUAUAUCUGUGUCUCCCUGUACCCUGCAGACCUCUCCCAGGAACCCUAGAAUCCUGUGUCCAUGUAUCACCUCAACUCUGCUGGGACAUCCAACAGGAAGAAGCCUGGAAGAGGAGGAAGAGGAAAAAGUCAAAAAUGGCUGUUAUUCAGGGUCUGUUGACAUUCAGGGAUGUGGCCAUAGAGUUCUCCCAGGAGGAGUGGAAAUGCCUAGCCCCUGCUCAGAGGACUUUAUACAGGGAUGUGAUGUUGGAGAACUACAGGAACCUGGUCUCCCUGGCAGGAAUCUCUCCUUUUGACCGGAAUGUUGUCUCUAUGUUGGAGCAAGGAGCAGAGCCCUGGAAUGUGGAUGGCCAAGUGAAAGCAUGCCAAAACUCAGAUGGGUGGGAAUGUGUCAAAGGUGUGACCACAGACAACUCUCCUAUAUCUGUCAUCAAGGAAUUGCUACCAAAAAGGAAAAGUGAUACAGGAGAAAUGUUCCAGACAGUAAUGUUGGAAAGAUGUAAAAUCCAUGACAUUGAAGAAUUGUGCUUCAAAGAAAUCCAGAAAAAUAUACAUGGCUUUCAGUGCCAUUGCAGAGAGGGUGGAAGACUUGACAUAGGAUUCUGUGUGACUCACAAGGAAAAUCUGAUGGGUAGAAGAGAUGAAUAUGGUACAAUGGAUCCAGGAAAGAAACAUAUUAAAAAUUGGCAUAGAUUAAACUUUCAGUCACAUCUGCCUGAACUGCAGCUGUAUGCAAGGGAAAGAAACAUUUAUGAAUGGAAUUAUAUUGAACAGUCUAUCAAUGAUUCCUCAGUUUCAUGCCACCAAAGUAAUCCUUCUAGUGUGAAAACAAACAUUUCUCAUGAAUAUGAAAAUGAUUUUAUUGAUUCUUUAUUUUUCACACAAGAACGGGACAUGCACAUUAGUACAAAACCUUACAGAUGGAAUGAUUGUGGCAAAUCUUUUAACCAAGGCCCACAAUUUACUAUGCAUCAAAUAGUCUGGGCUGGAGAGAAACAGUUUAUAUGUGAUAUAUGUGGUAAGGUCUUCAAUCAGAAAUCAAAUCUUAUAAGUCAUCAGAGAAUUCAUACAAGUGAGAAACCAUACAAAUGUAAUGAAUGUGGAAAAGUCUUCAAUCAUAUUUGUCAUCUUGCAAAACAUCGGCGAAUUCAUACUGGAGAAAAACCUUUCAAAUGUAAUGAAUGUGGCAAGGUCUUCAGUCACAAGUCAAACCUAGCAAAUCAUCAGAGAAUCCAUACUGGAGAGAAACCAUACAAGUGUAAUGUAUGUGGCAAGGUCUUCAGCCGGAUUUCAAACCUUGCAAAUCAUCGUAGAAUUCACACUGGAGAGAAACCAUAUAAAUGUAAUGAAUGUGGAAAAGUCUUCAAUCAUAUUUCUCAUCUUGCAAAACAUCGGCGAAUUCAUACUGGAGAAAAACCUUUCAAAUGUAAUGAAUGUGGCAAGGUCUUCAGUCACAAGUCAUACCUAGCAAACCAUCAGAGAAUCCAUACUGGAGAGAAACCAUACAAAUGUAAUGUAUGUGGCAAGGUCUUCACCCGAAUUUCAAACCUUGCAGAUCAUCGUAGAAUUCACACUGGAGAGAAACCAUACAAAUGUAAUGAAUGUGGCAAAGUAUUCCAUCAAAAUUCACACCUUGCCCAACAUCAAACAAUCCACACUGGAGAGAAACCUUUCAAAUGUAAUGAAUGUGGCAAAGUCUUUAGUCGCAAUUCCUACCUUGCACAACAUCUGAUAAUUCAUACGGGAGAAAAACCUUAUAAAUGUAGUGAAUGUGGCAAAGUCUUUAACCAUAUUUCACACCUUGCACAACAUCGUAGAAUUCAUACAGGAGAGAAACCUUACAAAUGUAAUGAAUGUGGCAGUGCUUUCCGUCAUAAGUCAUCCUUAGCAAAUCAUCAAAGAAUCCAUACUGGAGAGAAACCUUACAAGUGUAAAGAAUGUGGUGAAGUGUUUAGUCGUAAUUCAUAUCUUGCAAAACAUUUGAUAAUGCACACUGGAGAGAAACCUUUCAAAUGUAAUGAAUGUGGCAAGGUAUUCAGUUGGAAUUCCCACCUUGCACGUCAUCAAAGAAUUCAUACUGUAGAGAAACCUUACAAAUGUAAUGAAUGUGGCAAAGUGUUCAGUCUAAACUCAUCUCUAGCACAUCAUCGGAGAAUUCAUACUUGAGAAAACCUUAGAAAUGUAAUGAAUGGCCUAAGAUCUUCAGUCAAACUCGACAGCUUGUAAACCAGAUCACUCACGGGAGUGAAAUCGUCCAAAUUCAAUGAGAGUUGCAAAGCUGUUAGCAUGUGUGUUUAAGGCUAAGCGUGUAAUCCAUACUGGAAAAUAUAUCUCAAGGUCUUCCAUGACAAUUCCUAACUUGGAGUUCAUUGGAGAUUCCAUCCCAGAAAGAAAGGCGACAAGUGAAUGAGGCAAAAGUCUUCAGUCAGUGUUCGAGCCUAACAAAGCUUUGGAUUCCUGCUGGAAAGAUAAUUUUCAUAUAUAAUAGGGCAGGCCUUGAGUUAUCAUUUAACAUUAUCAUAACUAGCCAUAAGCUAAUCCAUAGUGGAGAAAAACCUUACCAAUGUAACAGUGCCUUAAGGUGAAACUCUGACAUUAGCAUUCACCAAAAAAUUCAUAGUUCAAAGAAACCUCACAAAUGGAAUAAGAAUGACAAAUCUGUGAUUAUGCACUCAAGCCUCAGUACACAACAGAUAUUGUAUCCUCAAAAAUCUUACAAAAAUGUGAUCAGUUUGGCAAAUCCUCUUUUCACUGCUUGCACUUCAAAACAUAUCAGAUAACCCAUACUGGAGAGACACCAUAGAAAUGUGAUGAUUGUGCAAAUUCAUACCUUGCAUAACACUGGAGAAUUUGUACAUGAAUGGUAUCUUACAGAUGCAGUGACAGUGGCAAAACUUUCAUUAUGAAUUCAAGCAAUAA
Molecule: messenger RNA, 4668 nt
Organism: Heterocephalus glaber (naked mole-rat)
Lineage: Eukaryota; Metazoa; Chordata; Mammalia; Rodentia; Bathyergidae
Source: RefSeq, a predicted model, not a curated record